AUGAUGGAGGAGAGGCAGAGGAGGACGCUAUGCACAGACGUAGUUGCAGCAGGGUUCAUGAACUACGGGCUCGGGAGCACUUUCAACUACAUGAUCGUGCAGAUGCACAGGGCUCUGAGAGACAGGAGGAGUAUCGCCUUCGUGGGAGAGUGGGUGUACGCAGGUUGUGAGCACAGAAAUUUCUCCUGCGCGUUCGAGCCGGUCUCGCCCUGCGACCUUCGAGGAGCUCCCCUCGUCUACCCGAGGAUGGCGCCCGACCCAACGCCAUGGGACAUCGAGAAGGGGUUCGCAGCAUGCUUCCAAGGCAGGCAGAACCCUCUCUUCCAUUUCGUCUCCACCCUCGCCGGCUUCCUCUUCAAGCCAAACCAGGAGAUGCUGCUUGCUGCUGAGGCAGUGAGGAAGAAGAUAGGACUGCCAGACGAGUACCUCGGGAUCCACAUCCGCCAUGGCGACUUCUGUAUCGCCCAUACCGUCACCAGCGAUCCCAAGGAAUGCUUCGCCGUCUCCCACUACUCGCAGGAGCUGCAGAGGCUGUCUGACCGCUACAACAUCACGCACGUGUACCUUGCGACUGACAACGCAGACGCCAUUGACAUGAUCCGGUGGCAGUGCCCACAGCUCACGUUCUACUGGCAAGACGAUGUGGACCGGGCGUUCCUGGAGCUCAAGGACCAGGACUUGGAGAGGAAGAGAAUAUUUCUAGAAGAGAGACUUUUCGACUCCGAUGCUGACAGAAGGCAGCGGCACCUGCGGGAAAUCAUGGUAGACCUCAUCCUGCUCUCUUACGGUUUCGGGUUCGUCGGGCAGUUCUCCUCCAACAUCUCAAAGAUCCUCCUGGCCCUCGGGACUUUCCUGCGGGGAGGGAAGAUGGUCCCAUACAUUUCCCUUGACAUCCCCUGGUGUUGGAACGGGAUGAAGCCGACGUCUAUCCCAGGCUACCACUCGCUAUGGCAGUGCUGA
This is a messenger RNA of Guillardia theta CCMP2712, 960 nucleotides long. RefSeq lists its product as hypothetical. Bases 1 to 960 code for a protein of 319 amino acids. Gene Ontology annotation, biological process: protein N-linked glycosylation. Gene Ontology annotation, molecular function: alpha-(1->6)-fucosyltransferase activity. The transcript is spliced from 2 exons. The record is from RefSeq and is a predicted model, not a curated record. NCBI's taxonomy places the organism in Eukaryota, Cryptophyceae, Pyrenomonadales, Geminigeraceae.